UGGUUUAGUGACGACAUUGAUUUUGAUUUUGCUCCCAAAUCGCGACUCCUCUCUCCUUGGGCAACAACGAAAUCAUCACCUUCUCUUUUACAGUCACCGGCGAUCAAUCAAGAGUCGAUCUCCGGUAAUCAGAAAUUUUCCAUUCCCCGACAUGGCGAUGACCAUCGAAGGUAAUCCAAUCACCUCUCUUCCAAUUGAAUAAUUUCCCGACGGAAUCGAAUCAGAUUCAAGUCGAUUUCCCCCUUUUACUUUUCUCCGUUUCUCUAUGUUCAUAGUACUAUCCCCUAAGUUUUUGAUUUGAAUCUUGAACUACUCAGAUUGCGUGUUUUUUGUGCUUCAUGGAUUGUUAGUUUUUGUGAGCUAGGGUUUCUGGGUUUUGAAUUGUUCAAACUCACUCAUUUUUUUUUCUAAUUUUCCGGUGUGGAUUUCUCCUGGAAUGCUCAAAUUUCUAUCUUGGUACAGUACUUGCUGGACUUGCUUUCAUGUUUUCAUCUAGUAUCCUCCUACAGAUCCUGGCAUGUGCGAUAUAUGGUAAUUGGUGGCCAAUGCUAUCAGCACUCAUGUAUGUAGUGGUGCCUAUGCCUUGUAUGUUCUUUGGAGGAGGCUCAACUCAAUUCCUUACUAGUCGGGACGGUGGAGGGUGGAUAGAUGCAGCUAAGUUCUUGACCGGAGCGUCGACCGUGGGAAGCCUCGCUAUCCCAAUCAUCCUAAGGCAUGCACAGAUGAUCGAGACAGGUGCAAUGCUCAUAGAAUUCACAUCGUUCUUCAUUUUCAUCUGCACUGUCAUGUGUUUCCACCGGGCUAGUCUCGAUGAUGACUGGUAACAUAGAUGUUGUUGCGCUCGUGAUUUACUAAUUGGAUCCGUAUGAGAAAGAGAGAGUGUGAAGAAGAUGAGGUUAUUAUGAACCCGAGAAAAAAAGUGGUUAAGAAAGUUGUGUUCUUCUCCCUCUUUUUGUAAAGCUUUGUAUCACUCAGUGUCUGUAAAAAGUUUUA
Messenger RNA from Arabidopsis lyrata subsp. lyrata, 993 nucleotides. RefSeq names its product vacuolar protein sorting-associated protein 55 homolog. The transcript is spliced from 4 exons. Lineage: Eukaryota; Viridiplantae; Streptophyta; Magnoliopsida; Brassicales; Brassicaceae. Gene Ontology annotation, biological process: late endosome to vacuole transport via multivesicular body sorting pathway. The coding region runs from base 483 to 824 and encodes 113 amino acids. Gene Ontology annotation, cellular component: endosome. The record is from RefSeq and is a predicted model, not a curated record.